This is a messenger RNA of Xyrauchen texanus (razorback sucker), 2037 nucleotides long. RefSeq names its product coiled-coil domain-containing protein 92-like. The coding region runs from base 191 to 1036 and encodes 281 amino acids. The transcript is spliced from 5 exons. NCBI's taxonomy places the organism in Eukaryota, Metazoa, Chordata, Actinopteri, Cypriniformes, Catostomidae. The record is from RefSeq and is a predicted model, not a curated record.
AUGUCAUCAUUAUCACUUUAGUUCACUUCAUUGGCUAAGUGAUUCAGAUUUGGGCGACAUGGCAGAUGGUAACCUCGUUUCCUAUAUUGACGGGCUGUUUUGGUGGUGAUGAUCUGCACUGGAAGUGUCCUGCAUCUUUCAUCUGUUCAGUCUAAUCGUUCUGGAGCCUGCAAACAUCUGAGAUCUUUCCAUGGAUAGAUCCACAGUUGCCCAAAAGGUGGAGAGUGUGGAGCGUAAUGUAUCAUUCUUGCAGCAGGAACACAGGAUCCUCCUGACUGGUCUACGCCUGGAGAUACACAACUUGAAGAAACGAUGCAAUGAGCUGAGUUGUGAUCUGAGUGGAAAGCCACCAGUUAGAAGAAGAGAAGAUGUCGAGCUAGAGGAAGAAUUGCUGCAGGCAAAAUUAUUGGAGACAGAGCAGCGUCUGGCAGAGCAAGACAGUGCACUGGUGGAGCUACGGACAGAGUUAAGGAAAAAGGGGGCACUAGCGAGUGCACUUCAGGUUCGUCUUAGAGACGAGGAGCGGCGAUUCCUGGAGGAGCUGAAGCGUCGCAGUCAUAAGAUUACGAUACUGAGUCGUGACCUCCGCAAGCAGACUGAUGUGGCCGCUCAAACCUCCUUCCAACUGCAUUCUGCACACGUUCGUCUCUACCACCAGACAGAGGACUAUGAAGAAAAGGAGGAAAAAGAGGAGGAGGAAGAAGGAGCCAUGCAGGAAUCAGAUUGGACUGCAAACUACCCAUGGGCAUCUCCAGUAGCAGCGGAAAGCACACAACAAAGCUGUGCUUUAGAAAGAAAGUGGAGAUCGGAGAGAGUGAGAGAAUGCAUGCCCCGUGAAAGGGUGCUUGGACCCGAGGAGCCUCGCCCCAUGCCUGACCCCUCCCUCUUCCUUUACCCUUUCAGACAUAGGCUCCUCCCUUUGCACAAGUCAAUUGGAGGCCGCUGGCGAGAAGGUGGCCUUUCAGAGACUCGGAUAGGUAGAUUCAGGGACCGACCACUGAGGGAGGAUAUUGGACCAGAGAGUACAGAAUUAUGAGCUAAUAUCAAGGCUGGUUGUUUUGGAAAAUCUUGCCUACAAAAGACUGAUCAGCCACAUAUUCAUUUUGUAGUCUGUCAUGAGUCCAUAUUGAAAUGUUGAAUAGGGGCUUUGUGAUAACCCAGUUCUGUGAAGUGGGAUUCAUGCUAUUGCACUGAAUCUCUCCUUCAUUAAGUCUAAACAAGUAAAUAUUGUUAAAAUCAAAGGCAGAUACUUCGUGAAGUAAGGGAGUAUAGGCAUUCUUAAGCAUUUAAUAAAAGAGUUCCUGAUAUUUUAUGUAUCACGCCCCUUUUCAAAACUCAUCUAUGUUGUUGAAUCCAUUAUGCUCUAUAAUGAAGAGCAUUCACUUGCCAUUGAGUAAUUAUUUGUGUAAAUAAAGUAAAUUAUUGUGAUCUCAUUGGAUACACUCUGAUUGACAAGCGAGGACAGGUGAGGUAAACAGGUUUAUCAUAUUACUUUUUGUUUUCUCUGUAGCUGACAGCAAAGAGCUAUAUGCUGAACUGAAGAUGGAGAUAUGAAGUGUAAUUUUUAAAAUUUUGGUUAUUUUUCCAUAAUGUUGUUCUGUUAAUGUCAAUCUCUUUUAAGUGUUCUAGAAAAAAUUGUUAGUUAGACCUAUAGUAUUAAUUAAAAUAUGCUUUUGAAAGUUUAAAUUAUUCCUCACAUAGGGAAAUACACUUGAAACUUUCUUAAAAUCUUCAUGAAAAUAUCUAUAAUAUUAGCAUGUCAUACAGCGUUAAUAUUGUAUGAUUAAGUUUGCCUAUGUUAUCGAGCAAAGCAUCCAAAGUGUGCAAACAAAGUUCUUUGAUGUCUUUAUUUUGAUUCGUAUAAGUAAAGAUUGUUUCUUCAGAAUUAUAAUAUUACUUAUUCUGGUAACACUUUACAAUAAGGUUCCAUUCUGUACAGUCAUUCGGUUGCUAUUGCAAAACCCUGACAAGACAGGGUCUUGUCACCCUGAAGGGGUUUAUUUUACUAUAACAACCGGCAGACUUUACAUAAUCCUG